AUUUCAUAACCUUCAACCAUGAUAUGAUACGUAAACAUUUGUAGUAACAAAAUUGCGAAAUUUGUUUAGUAAUUACCCAGUUCAUAAUCACCUACAAACAUUUAGAUUUGUCAAAAAAAGUAAAGACCUCCGGAAUAUAAGCAUUUUACUGAAAGAUUAGAAAACUGAGUGAAAAAGGAAGUAAUACUAGAAAUUGAGUAAAUUGUUCCUUGUGUGAUUUACGCCCAUACCAAAAAUCCAGUUGAAAAAAAUGUUGGACGAAAAAUUAUUACAAGAAAGAUUGAAUCAAUUCAAACCAGAGCCACUAGUUACAGUUGAUUUGAGUAAAAGCAAAGAUGACAUAGAAUCAUAUACAAUAAAGGAGGACGAAAACAACAUUGAUCUUGCAAAAACCAACUUUCUGGACAUGCUGAAUAGUGAGGAAAUUAAAAAAUCUUCGGAACACAUCAUACGAAAAUAUGGAGUGGGAACCUGUGGUCCGCGAGCAUUCUAUGGUACCACAGAUAUUCAUCUCAAACUGGAAAAAAGAAUUGCCGAGUUCCUCGAAAUGGAAGAAUCAAUAGUUUAUUCCUAUGGGUUUGUUGCUAUAUCAAGUUCUGUAGCUGCCUACUGUAAAAGAAAUGAUGUCGUUUUUAUUGAUAGAGAAGCCAAUUUUGCAAUUCAACAGGGUCUGGUAGCAGCUAAAAGCACAAUUGUUUACUUCGAUCACAAUGACCCAAAUAGUUUCAGAACCGAGGUCCAAAAAGUUGUUGACUCCGAAACAAAACCAAAAAGAAAAUUUGUAAUUGUAGAGGGAGUAUCUUGGAAAACUGGUAAAUUAUUACCCCUGGAGGAAUUUCUGAAAGUUGCCGAAGAUUUCAAAAUAAGAAUAUUUUUGGAUGAAACCUAUUCAUUUGGUAUUUAUGGUGAUACUGGUAGAGGAUUAACAGAACAUUUCAAUAUUGACCCAACUCGAUUGGAUAUGAUAAUGGCAACUCUAGAAUCAGCAAUAGGUUCCAUUGGAGGCUUCUGUGCAGGUUCACAAAUGACCAUUGAACAUCAGCGUCUGUCUGGAUCUGGUUACAUAUUCUCAGCUUCUUUACCGACUUAUUUAGUACAAGCCUGCAUAGAAUCUAUUAAUCUAAUCCAAGACAAGCCCAUAAAGCUCAGAUCUCUGUCAAGAGAGGUACAUCAUUUCUUAACAGAAAAUUGCAAUUUCAAGGUUCAGAGUGACCCUGACUGCCCAUUCAAAGUUUUCAAAGUAAAUGAUGAAAACGACAAUAUGGAGGCUGAAAAAAGUAUUCAUGCAUAUUGCAAAGAAAAUGGGCUGCAUUUUAUCUUGAAUGAAAAUGGUUUAUUGUUGAAUUUGAAUGUGGCCUUGCAUGAAGAUCGAAGCAGACUGGAAAAAGUUUUUGGAAUAUUGGAAAGAGCUUCGAAAAUAUAAUGUUUCAGUUAAUUAUUGAUUUAGGGUUGAAUUUCAUGGUUUACAUAUAAAGCAGAGCUCCAAUGAAAAAUUAUUAUAGCAAUGAGUUAUAGAAGAAGGUUACAGAAAUAAAGAGUUAUAUGAAA
Messenger RNA from Leptinotarsa decemlineata (Colorado potato beetle), 1548 nucleotides. Its product is annotated as serine palmitoyltransferase subunit I. Gene Ontology annotation, cellular component: endoplasmic reticulum. NCBI's taxonomy places the organism in Eukaryota, Metazoa, Arthropoda, Insecta, Coleoptera, Chrysomelidae. The record is from RefSeq and is a predicted model, not a curated record. Gene Ontology annotation, biological process: ceramide biosynthetic process; sphingosine biosynthetic process. Gene Ontology annotation, molecular function: pyridoxal phosphate binding; serine C-palmitoyltransferase activity.